This is a messenger RNA of Fusarium musae, 516 nucleotides long. RefSeq lists its product as uncharacterized. The record is from RefSeq and is a predicted model, not a curated record. The coding region runs from base 1 to 516 and encodes 171 amino acids. Lineage: Eukaryota; Fungi; Ascomycota; Sordariomycetes; Hypocreales; Nectriaceae. The transcript is spliced from 5 exons. Gene Ontology annotation, molecular function: proton-transporting ATP synthase activity, rotational mechanism. Gene Ontology annotation, biological process: proton motive force-driven ATP synthesis.
AUGAACUCCUUCCGCGUUGCCCGUGCGGCUCUCCGAGCUCGCCCCUCCGCCAUCCGAGUCCCUCUCCAGCGAAGAACCUACGCCGAGGCCGUCCCCGACAAGGCAAGAUUCAGCGAACCCAUCAAGCUGAGCCUUGCCCUCCCUCACCAGUCUAUCUACAAGUCCCAGGAUGUCGUCCAAGUCAACAUCCCCGCCGAGUCUGGAGAGAUGGGUGUCCUCGCCAACCACGUUCCUUCCAUUGAGCAGCUGAAGCCUGGUCUGGUUGAGGUUGUCGAGGAGUCCGCUGGCUCCAAGCAGUUCUUCCUCUCUGGUGGUUUCGCUACCGUUCAGCCCAACUCCGUCCUCAGCAUCAACGCCGUUGAGGGAUACCCCCUUGAGGACUUCAGCGCCGAGGCCAUCCGAGCCCAGAUCGCUGAGGCCCAGAAAGUUGCCAACGGCAGCGGAAGCGAGCAGGAUAUUGCUGAGGCCAAGAUCGAGCUGGAGGUUCUCGAGACCCUGUCUGCGCACGUGAAAUAA